AUGGUCCUCAUCAACGACAAGAAGUAUGCUUGUGCAACCUGUAUCAAAGGACAUCGAGUAUCAGGCUGCACACAUACAGACCGUCCACUCUUCGAAGUCAAGAAGAAGGGACGACCUGCGACGCAAUGUCAGUUCUGUCGCGAGAAGCGCAAGGGUGGCAGUAGCGCCGGCAGCGUACACACCAAGUGUACCUGCGGUGACCUCAAGAAUCAGCAGCCUUCUACCAUCCCUGCAGGUAUGGCCGCAUCCAUGCAGUCGGCCGCCGUUACGCCCUCUCCUCGGGGCACGGAGACUAAAAAGGGGCAGCCUGGAUCGACCCCGACAUUCCCAAACGGUCUUCGCGAUGUACACGAAAUGGCCGCUGCCGCGGAGGCUCUCGCCGGCCUCGGUGGAGAGAACAGUGCGGCUGCUGAACGUGAUCUCCGCAACCUGCUAAACCCUUGCAACUGUCGCACAACUGGAAGGUGUCGCUGCUGUGCUCCGAAGCGUCCUCGUUCGCCUCCCCCUGCUCACAGUCCGGCUCGCCGCCCAAGUGACGCCCAUGCUCAGCCUCCCUCGCACGAUGGUCACUCGGGUUCUACGACGCCCACAACUUUGCGCAGCCUCCCUCACCUCUCGAUGACGUCCGCAAUGCUUGCUUCUCCUGAUAAUCGCCAUCACCCUGCUCACACGUCACCGUAUGUUCACAAGACCAAGCUGUACUCGCCCUACUCCAACGGGCAAUCAAGUCCUCGCCAUGCCAAGUCGCGGAGCGCGUCCGUGUCAUCAGCUUCUACCCCUUGGCCAAGUACAUCCGUUUCGCCCCGGCCCCCUCCCACGCGCCUGCGUCCUCUCACCGACAUGAGCAAGUUCCUCGGUGCCGUGUUCCACGAUGAUGGGUCCGUCGUUUCUCAGGUCCCUCGGUCCGCUCUGGGUCUUCCUGGCAUUCACACUUUUGUUUCUGCCGCUGAAAGUGGUGGCGUCAAGGUUGAGCCAAUGGAGAUGGACGUCGACGUGCCCGUCUCAUUCCCUACGUCUGAGGAAGUUGUGAUCGGCGCGUGUACGUGUGGAGAAGGUUGCCAGUGCUCUGGGUGCGCGACACACGGCAAUCCGAGAUCGACAUCCCCGAAGCAGCAGCACGGACAUGACGGUGCCUGCGGCGACGCUUGCAAGAGCUGCUUCGAUUGUGGCGAUCAAGUCUCAAUCCCUUCGGGCGUCGCAUCGAUCGAGCAGCUUAUCCAGAUUGCAGCCGCUAACGUGCCGAAACCUCUCCGCGCCAACCGUGGUUCAACACUUGACGCUCUAGACACUCGCGUCCUCCCUCCGGCUGCCAACAUGUCUGAGGACGUUGCUCGUGCGUUCGGUGUUGUGCAGCUCAAGCCCCUCGAGUGCUGCAACGGCCGGUGUCAGUGCUCGCCCGGAGAGUGCAAAUGCGAGAAUGACUGCUGCGGUUGCUGCACGGAAUGUAAAUGC
This is a messenger RNA of Cutaneotrichosporon oleaginosum, 1452 nucleotides long. RefSeq lists its product as uncharacterized. Lineage: Eukaryota; Fungi; Basidiomycota; Tremellomycetes; Trichosporonales; Trichosporonaceae. Gene Ontology annotation, cellular component: nucleus. Gene Ontology annotation, biological process: positive regulation of transcription by RNA polymerase II; intracellular copper ion homeostasis; intracellular iron ion homeostasis. Gene Ontology annotation, molecular function: copper ion binding; DNA-binding transcription factor activity, RNA polymerase II-specific; RNA polymerase II cis-regulatory region sequence-specific DNA binding. The record is from RefSeq and is a predicted model, not a curated record.